This is a messenger RNA of Megalobrama amblycephala (Wuchang bream), 3323 nucleotides long. RefSeq names its product paired mesoderm homeobox protein 2. Gene Ontology annotation, biological process: regulation of transcription by RNA polymerase II. The transcript has 3 exons. Bases 2046 to 2855 code for a protein of 269 amino acids. Gene Ontology annotation, molecular function: DNA-binding transcription factor activity, RNA polymerase II-specific; RNA polymerase II transcription regulatory region sequence-specific DNA binding. NCBI's taxonomy places the organism in Eukaryota, Metazoa, Chordata, Actinopteri, Cypriniformes, Xenocyprididae. The record is from RefSeq and is a predicted model, not a curated record.
GUUGUGAUUGGCCCACAAUGAUCAACGCACGGGAGCAUUUGAAAGCACACGUCUAUCAGCGGACUGGUUCGCGAUAGACGCCUGCUUUCAAACGCUCCUGUGUGUAUCUGUGUAAGCACUUGGUGAAGAGCUUCAUUGAUGACUUUUUACCAUGUUUUUGAAGCGUUGAUCAUUGAAGCCGAUCACAGACAUAUCUGAUGAGUGCGUGAACACAAUGGCCAAUCAGAGCAGAGGUGUUUACAAAUCCGCUCAACGCGUCAUAUUUUUGAAAUUCCAGUAACUAGGUACCAAAGUCGGUACUUUUGACAGCUCUACAGAGGAUAUUAAACAUGUUUGAUAUUUUGAGCCGAUUUUAGAGCACAUAUUGUUUUCAUUUGUCACAUCUCCUAAUUUUUAGCGAAUUGAAAGUCUUUUAUUGCACGAUGCCCAGUUUUCUCCCUGUAACCAUUUACAAAGUUGCCAAAUAUUGUUUUAAAAUCUGUUCAGAUUUUAAAAGUUGUGUAGUGUAUUCCAGCCUUUAAGAAUCAUUCAUGCUAGUGAAUUGGGAUGGUCCAAGCCAUUGAUUCAUCCAUGUCAUCAAUACUACACAUCAGUUUUGGAACUUGACACUCUCAAUUCUCAAUAAAUUUCAAAAUGGAAAAGAGGACGUUCUUCAGAAAUUCACCUUUUGUGCUCAUGCCGUCAUGCAGUCAAAUACAUGAGGGUGAGUAAAUGAUGACUGAAUCAUGGGUGAAGUAUUCAUUUAACAAUUCUCUAUUAUCUACAUGAAAAGAGUAUAAUUUUUUACUCUGUUUGACAUGCUGUAGUGAAUAGUGUGGCAUUCCUCUCUAAGUACAAUUUGGUCUUAGUUGGGAAAGUGAUCUGUUUUCAAAGACCGGAGAUCCAUGACCCAAAACCAUUGUUAGUGAACUCUGUCCUUAGCUCAGGACUGAACAAUACACCUUGUUUGGACAGGUGAUCUUAUUCCUAAUGUGAAGAAGGCUUUGAGUGAGAUAACAGGCUUAGGCGUCUUUUGGAACAAAGGCGUUGGGUUUUAAUCUGACAGCAGAAUUCCCGGUUGAUGCCACACAUUCUCCAUUUCAGAGGGAAAAACGCUUUCGCCAUGUUGAUUAUAAAAACUCAUCAAAGCCUUUCCUGAAGGAUUUUUUCAUUUAGUCAUGUUGUAUCGCAAAUGAAUGUCAUACAAACACCCAAAUGCUGCAAAUGGGCUUGUAAAUGAAUGUCAAUUAUGUGGGCCAAUUAGUGUGAUGUGUUUACUGUGUAAACAGAGGCUGUUUGUUUGUGCUCUCUGCAGAUUUCAACUAAAGCUCUGUUUGUAUUGGGUUUCCUUACUGAACGUUUCUCAGCUGUGAACCUUUUGAUUCUCCCUUAAUGAUUUAAUAUCCAUCUGUUAUAUCUGCGCGUUUUAAGAUCUAAACCUUGUACGCGAUUACACAGAAAGCAAAGCGAGAGCGCCAAACAGGUCUCGCUGGCGGUUGUACGUGUCUUUGAAAGCAUUUGCAGCUCACGAACGGUGCAUUUCCCCCCGUUUUCUCACCGCACUCCAAUUCCAAAUGUCUGCUUUGUCAUAUUAAUAAGUGAACACAGAAGCUGAAGAGUGCCCAAACUUGUCCAUGGAAUACUUCAGAAUGACAGGCCUUUCCAUAUACUCCUCCCCAAAUGGAGCUGGGAGAUAUUACUCAUUUACUCCUUCAGCAUAGCCGAGGUGUGGAUUAGGAGGCAUUAGGUGUCACCGUGGAUGUCUCCUGAAGAGUGAUGCUGAAGAAGCCUCUCUUAAAUGAAGCAUGGAUUUAAUGGUCCCCUAUGAUUGGGUGCUUCCCUUCAAACCCAGCCCUGUUUUACUAGGAUUAUUGGUCAUAGGUGAGUCAUGUGACUCAGGGAGAGGGUGGGACUCACACCUGAUUCAGGUGAGAAAAGAAGUCUUGACUCUGGAGCUAUGAAGGUCUUCUAAGGAGCUCUCUUCCAACUUUGUUCUUCUGUAACCCUUCAGACCAUCUAUUUCUGGAAUUUUCUCUGGACCAAAAGGACCUUGCUGAACUUGGGCCAUGUUUGGCACUGGGCAUUUGGUGUCUCCUCUUUCUUCUGCAGUUUUCCACUCUUCGGCUGCACACUUCUUCCCAGCGUUCCCCAGCAGGUUGAGCUCACCACAGAUCCUCAUCCCCGGGCCUCUGUUCAGCUACGAGCUCCUGCGCAGUUACCUGCAGCCUGAGCCCUGCAAACAGGCUCUGCUAUUGGCCGCUCAGUCUGUAGGACACCAUGCUGAGAAUAUCGAUGAACCCCGGCCAGUGAAGCAGCGGCGAGCUCGGGCCAACUACAGCAGCUGGCAGCUGGAAGAGCUGGAGAAGGCCUUCGAGAGCACCCACUACCCAGACGUCUUCAUGAGAGAAGCCCUGGCCCUCAGACUCGACCUGAUUGAGGCCAGAGUGCAGGUGUGGUUCCAAAACCGCAGGGCUAAAAUGCGCAGACAGAUGAAGCUUCAAAGCCAGGCAGGGGAACAGUGUGUCCAGCACGACAGUGACGACAGACAGAUUGAGUCGUCCAGCAGGAACACAGCUCCAGAGGUCCACAGCAGCAACAGCCCAUGCUGUGACAGGAAACAGGACAGAGGAAGCCCCACUUGGCCCAAACCCUCCUCAUCAGUUAUUCACAGCCCUGUAAGCGACGCGCUUCAGCGACCGAGAGAUCAGGACGGGUCAGAGGUGCCCAGUGCGGAGGACUUCCGCUGCUGCAGCAUUGCCAAACUGAGGGCGAAGGCCAGGGACUAUGAAGCAGAGAUCCACAGCACUGUGGCCAAGGCCAGCAGAGAGAGGCAGCUGAAGACACGGGUAUCUGCCACAGUCCUGGACAGAGACUGAAGCAGCUGUGGCCAUCAUCCAUUACCUCACUCAAAUCCCAUUCAGUUCAUUAUUUAUUAUUAUGCACAAUUACACACUCAAUGAGGUUAAACAAUGUGACUGAAAAAAGCAAACAGAAAUUUCACCACUCUAUUUUGUUCUCAGAUUGUCAUGAUCAGUGUUGGGGGUGACGUAUUACAAGUAACUUGAGUUACGUAAUCAGAUUACUUUUAUCAAGUAACUAGUAAAGUAAUGCAUUACUUUUAAAUUUACAACAAAAUAUCUGAGAUACUUUUUUAAAAAAGUAAUGCAAGUUUUUCACAUGUAUUGACUGACAGCUCUCCUGUCCCCAUGUUGAGAUAAAUCGGGUGUAAGAGGUGUUGUGUGUGAACAUGAUGCUUAUGGUUAUUGUAGUUCUAGACUAAAUGUGAACAGGCAUUUACUAAUCUCACUUGCACAAAAACAGAUUCAGUAUUCCUCAAAAUGAAU